AUGGCCAAGGACGAGAUGCGGAUAAACGCCACGAGACUCAACGACAACCUCGUAUCGAGCUGUGCAUGGGGUAGCUUAGGCAACGGUGGCAUGUGCAGAUUGGCAGCUGACGACGACGAUGGGAAAGUCCGAGGCUGGUUUAUGACACAAUGUCGACAGUAUGGCUGCGAGACCAAAGUUGAUCAGAUGGGCAACAUAUUCGGAAUUCGACCUGGCCAGAACAACAACAUCCCUCCCAUUGCUCUGGGAUCGCAUUUGGACACGCAGCCAAGAGGAGGCAAGUAUGAUGGCAUAUUGGGCAUAUGUUGCGCUCUCGAGGUGCUCGCAACAGUCCAUGAGGCUGGCAUGACAACAUACGCGCCUCUCGCCGUCGUGAACUGGACGAAUGAAGAAGGCGCGCGUUUCCUGCCCUCCAUGCUCGGUUCGGGCGUCUGGUGUGGUAAGUAUACCGUCGAGUUCGCGCAUGAGAGAUCGGACGCUGGGGGCAACAAGCUGGGUGACGAGUUGCGACGCAUUGGGUAUUUGGAUGCGGCGUCAGUCGAGUGCUCAUACAUGACCAAUCCACUAAGUGCACAUCUAGAAGUUCAUAUCGAGCAAGGACCCGUGCUGGACGAAAACAGAGAGAGCGUCGCGGUGGUCAGUGGGAUUCAGGCAAUCCGUUGGUACGGGAUCCAACUGAUCGGCAGGGAGUCACACGCUGGUACUACACCAAUGAAUCGCCGACGAGACGCUUUGCUCGCGGCAGCGAGAGUCAUUGACAGCGUCAACCACAUAGCAACCACAUCAGAGUCUAUUGAUAAAGGUCUCCGCACUACCGUUGGGGUCAUCAACUCCAUGCCCCAGGCGAUAAACACAAUAGCUGGCCAGGUUGAACUAUUCCUGGACUUGCGCAGCCCGAGUGAUGACGAGAUGAAUUCCCUGGACGAAGAGUGUCAACGCUCUAUCAACGCCAUUGCAAAACGCAUGAACAUCGAGGUUAGGCUGAACCCGAUUUUCGAUAGCCCAGCAUUACAUUUUAACAACACGGCCUCGACCUGUAUCGGGGAAGCAGCCCUGGCACGUGGGUAUCGGAGACAACUCAUUAGUGGCGCAGGACAUGACAGGCAAGUUACGUUUGUGUCAUCCAGUCGUUGGUUCGGAAAUGCUGACGAUGACUUCAGCAUGUACACGGCUUGGCACUGUCCAACGGGGAUGAUAUUCGUGAGAUGUAGAGACGGUGUCAGCCACCAUCCGAGCGAGUAUAGUCGGCCCGAAGAGUUCGUUUGUUCACUGGCCAUCGGGCUUGUGAGAAGAUGCUAA
Cladophialophora immunda is the source of this 1299-nucleotide messenger RNA. RefSeq lists its product as uncharacterized. NCBI's taxonomy places the organism in Eukaryota, Fungi, Ascomycota, Eurotiomycetes, Chaetothyriales, Herpotrichiellaceae. The transcript has 4 exons. Bases 1 to 1299 code for a protein of 432 amino acids. Gene Ontology annotation, molecular function: hydrolase activity, acting on carbon-nitrogen (but not peptide) bonds, in linear amidines. The record is from RefSeq and is a predicted model, not a curated record.